This is a messenger RNA of Rotaria socialis, 354 nucleotides long. NCBI's taxonomy places the organism in Eukaryota, Metazoa, Rotifera, Eurotatoria, Philodinida, Philodinidae. The record is from the annotation of a GenBank genome assembly.
AUGUUGCUAAAAGAUCAAAUUGAUUUGCUAUCAAAUAAAGAUAUUCAACAUUCGUUCAAAGAUUUUUUUUUAGAUACUCAAAUUAUUUUUUGUGCCAAUUAUUUUCUAGAACAGAAUGAAGAUGAAUGUUAUAUCUAUUCAUAUCCAUACAAAAUAACAAGAUAUGAAAAUAUAGAAAAGAAUUUUCCAGGUCGUUUAUUUACACGUGGUUUUGAAGUAUCAUUAUUUGAUGAACAUUCGUUGGAACAUGAAUUCUUCAUUCAAAUUGUUCAAUCAUUUCCAUUUAUGAGAAGUUUAACUCUAGCUAAUCGAGAAGCACAAAACGAUAAACAAUGUAGAAAAUUAGAAAAAUAA